Molecule: messenger RNA, 7766 nt
Organism: Onthophagus taurus
Lineage: Eukaryota; Metazoa; Arthropoda; Insecta; Coleoptera; Scarabaeidae
Source: RefSeq, a predicted model, not a curated record
UUUCGUUGGAUGAUGUGGUGCGUCGUUCUUUAUUAUUUGAAUCGAUAGUGACUGUGCUUCUUCUAUCAUCUAAAAAAAAUAUAGAAAGAAAGAUGGAAAAGAAAAUGUCAGAAAUGUUUUUAUUGGAGGGAUGUACCGCCAAAAGAGAAACAAACCCAAGAGAAAAAGCCGGCAUAAUUUCUAUGCUUUUAUUCCUAUUUACUUAUCCAAUAUUUAAAAAAGGAAUAAAAAAAGAAUUAGAAGAAGAUGAUAUUUACGAACUUUUAAAAGGAUAUGAAUCAGAAAAAUUAGGGUCAAAAUUUGAAAAUCAAUGGAAAAAAGAAUUAAAAAACCCAAAGCCAUCACUUUUAAGAGUUUUAUUUGGAGUAUUUGGCGUUGAAUAUAUGACAUGUGGAUUAAUCCAAGGUGUUAUAAGAACAACUUUUAUGAUUACAAGGCCUUUAGUAAUUGGUCGUUUGGUUGCAUAUUUCGACACAAAAUCGAAUCUAACAAAAUCGCAAGCUUACAUUUACGCAACUCUUUUAAUCGGAAUCACAAUUUUACAAACGAUUUACAAUCAUGGUUACAUGCUUUAUUUAACUCAAAUGGCACAAAAAAUUCGAACCGGUUUAUGCUCAUUAAUUUAUAGAAAAUCAUUAAAACUCAGUACUUCUUCACUUAUCGAAGUGACAAAUGGCAAAAUCGUUACGUUAAUUAGUAAAGAUGUUAAUUUAUUUGAUUUUUCAAUUAUACUCUCUCACGAUAUUUGGGUUGGAGUGAUUCAAGUCGCUUUAAUGACUUACGUUAUGUAUCAACAAAUUGGAAUUUCUGCAAUUCUUGGUGUUGGAUUUUUAUUGUUGUUAAUUCCAUUUCAAUUUUGGGUCGGAAAACAAACUACAAAAAAUCGAUUGAAAACAGCUGCUAAAUCUGAUGAAAGAAUUCGAUUGAUCCAAGAAGUUUUAUCGACCAUAAGGAUUAUUAAGACUUAUUGUUGGGAAAUAUUUUUUUCAAAGCGUGUUUUUGCUAUAAGAAGAGGUGAAAUAUCAAAAUUAAAAAUAAUCUUUUAUUUAAAAGCAACAAUGUUAACGAUAGGAGAUUUAAGCACAAGAUGCUCAAUUUUCGUCUGUUUAAUUUCUUAUUAUCUCCUCGGGAAUCGAAUAACAGCAGAAAAAGCUUUCGUAAUUCUUUCUUGUUAUGGUUCAUUAAGAUCCGUUUUAACCGUAGCCAUUCCAGUUGGAAUUUCUCAAAUAGCGGAUUUAUACUCAUCGAUUAAACGAAUUUCCGCCUUCAUGUUAACACCGGAAGUGAAAGAUACGUCAGAAAAUUCUGGACCGCCUAAAAUCAUUUUGAAAAAUGCUUCGGCGUCCGUGAUUAAAUCAAAAACUGUUUUGGAAAAUAUCACGUUAAAUCUUCAUGUUGGUUUAUAUGGUUUAACUGGACCCGUUGGAAGUGGAAAAUCGUGCUUGUUAAGAUUACUUCUUGACGAUAUCGUUCUAAAUGAUGGUUAUGUUACUGUAAACGGUGCGGUUUCUUAUGCUUCUCAAGAACCGUGGUUAUUUCCUGGAACGAUUCGGCAAAAUAUUUUAUUUGGUUCCAUAAUGGAUGAAAAAAGAUACCAAAAAGUGAUUAAAAUUUGUUGCUUAAAAAUUGAUUUCGAAAACUUUUCUAAAGGUGAUAACACCUUGGUUAAUGAUAGAGGGUUAAAUUUAAGCAAAGGUCAACAAGCAAGAAUUAACUUAGCGAGAGCUCUUUAUAAGAAAGCUGAUAUUUAUCUAUUAGAUAACCCUUUAGCACCCGUUGAUUCUUCCGUUGGAAAUCAAAUUUUUAAAAGCUUCAAAGACUUCCUAAAAGGAAAAUUAGUUAUAUUUUGUACCCACCAAAUACAAUUCUUACAACAAGUUGGCGAAGUUAUUGUUAUGAUGGACGGAAAAAUUCAAGAUAGAGGAAAUUACGAGGAACUUGUUAAAAGAAAUGUUGAUUUAGGAAUUGACUUUGAUGAAAUAACUUCGAACCAGCAUAAAAUUGAUAACAUUGAAGAAAAUGAUGACCUGGAAAAUGAGGAUGCUACAGAAACAGAUUAUUUAUUAAAAUCAGAAAAAAAUUUGCAAUCACCUAAAUUAUAUGGAGAAAAGAAAGAAAUUGGAAAAGUCAAAAACGAAGUUUACAAAACAUACUUAAGUUAUGCGGGUGGUUUUAAAGGAAUGUUCUCGCUUUUAAUAAUUUGCGCUAUUUCGCAAGCUGGUGGAAGUUAUUUUGAUUAUUUUAUAACUCAUUGGAUAGGCGUUGAAAAAGAUUACAACCGACUUUCCGAAUUCAUAAAAAACGAAACGUAUUAUUCAAACGCAACGAUUUUAAGCGAAUAUGAAGACGUCGCCUUAAAAAAAUCUCGAAUUCCAAUGUUGUAUUCGAUCAUUUUAGCCGUAACAGCCAUAGUUCUCACUGGAAAAGCAUUUUUAUACUUCUCUUUGACAAGUAGAGCUUCGCUAAAACUACACAAAGCGACAUUUUCAAAUAUCGUCAAAGCUACAAUGUCCUUUUUUGAUACAAAUCUUUCGGGGAAUAUUUUAAAUCGGUUUUCAAAAGACUUUGCUACCAUUGAUGAAAUGAUACCUUAUAUUUUCUUUGAAUGUCUUCGAAUUCUUUUUGUACUUAUUGGAUCAUUAGUACUCAUCUUAAAAGUCAACUUAGUUUUCGCAAUUCUUUCACUUGCUUUUGGAAUAAUUUUAUUUAUUGUCCGUCAUUAUUAUUUACCAACAAGUCGAAGUUUAAAGAGAUUAGAUAGCAUGACUCGAAGUCCUGUUGUUGGUCAUUUAAAUGCAUCUUUGGAAGGAUUAACAACAAUCAGAGCUAACAAAGCUGAAAAUAUCCUAACAUUACAAUUCGAUCAGCAUCAAAAUCUGCAUUAUUCAACCUAUUAUAUGUAUAUGACAACAAAUCGAGCGUUCGGUUUCUUUUUAGACAUGUUAUGCGCAUUAUAUUUAACAGCAAUAACGUUAAGUUUUAUUAUUUUUGCAUCGUCGACGGCCGCUGAAAACGUUGGAUUGGCAAUAACACAAGCUUUAGGUUUAACCGGUUUAUUACAAUGGGGAAUUCGUCAAUGGGCCGAAUUAGAAAACCAAAUGACCUCGGUCGAACGUGUCCUUGAAUACACAAAAGUGCCAACCGAAAAUACUCAAGGAAUCGCACCAAAAACGGAUUGGCCUUCAAGCGGAAAGAUUGAAUAUAAAAAUGUUUGUUUAAGAUACCCAAAAACGAACGAUUUAAUUUUAAAAGGAGUUAAUUUUUUUAUAAAACCGGGUGAAAAAAUAGGAAUUAUAGGAAGAACAGGUGCUGGAAAAUCUUCGAUUAUUUCAACUUUAUUAAGAUUAUACUCAAUCGAAUCAGGCUCAAUAUACAUCGAUGACAUUGAUAUUAAUGUGGUUGAAUUAAACUUUGUUAGAUCUUCAAUUUCGGUUAUUCCUCAAAAUCCGGUUCUAUUUUCGGGAACGUUAAAAAGCAACCUAGAUCCGGACGUAUUAUACAGCGAUUUUGAUAUUUGGCAAGCAUUAAACGUGGUUAACGUAAAAUCAACGAUCGAAAGCCUUCCCGGUCAAUUGGAUUGUAUAAUAAACGAAGGUGGUUCUAAUUUUAGUGCCGGCGAAAAACAAUUAAUAUGUUUAGCACGUGCCGUGUUAAGAAAAAAUAAAAUAUUAGUAUUAGACGAAGCAACCGCUAACAUCGAUAUUAAAACUGCCAAUCUUAUUCAAGAUACAAUAAAAACGAAAUUUUCUAAUUGCACCACAUUAACUAUCGCUCAUCGAUUACAUUCCGUAAUGAAAUCAGAUCGGGUUAUGGUCAUUUCGGAUGGAAAUGUUGUUGAAUUUGAUGAUCCGCAAGUUUUAAUGGGCGAUUACGAAUCGAGAUUCUAUCAAAUGGUGUCACAAGGAAAUUGGGAAAUGGAUUCAUUCGUGAUCUUCAUCAUCAUGUUUCAAGGGAGCGAACGAAAAAGGGAUGUUAAUCCGAAAGCUAGAGCUGGCAUCUUCUCGUUAAUAACCUUUUUAUAUGCGUUUCCUAUUCUUCGGAAAGGUUUAAAAAAAGAACUCGUUGAAGAUGAUGUUUAUGAAAUAUUAAAUGACUUUAAAUCGAACAAAUUAGGCGAUGAAUUGGAAAAGGAAUGGGAAAUUGAAGCUGUCAAGAAGAAGCCGGCUUUUACUUCCGUUUUAUGGAGGCGAUAUGGAAAUUUAAUGAUUUUUUAUGGGUUGCUCAAAUUUGUUGUUAGAACUACAAUCAUGAUCGUUAAACCUUUAGCUACAGGACGCUUGGUAGCUUAUUUCAGUCCUGGAUCAGAAUUAACUAAAGAUGAUGCAUUUUUUUAUGCAGGAGUUUUAAUUGGAAUGUUAUUGCUAAAUGCAUUUUUCAACCACCAAUAUCAAUUACUCCUGCUACAAGUAGCUCAUAAAAUAAGAAUUUCGAUUUGUUCCCUAAUCUAUAGAAAAUCGUUAAAAUUAACAACUUCGAGUUUGGCGGAAGUAACAAAUGGAAAAAUUGUUACAUUAAUGACUAAAGAUGUGUUAUUAUUCGAACAUAUGAUGCAGUUUGGAAACGACGUUUGGAUUGGAAUUAUCCAAUUAUUUAUAAUGACUUAUAUUAUGUAUAGACAAAUUCAACUUUCCGCUAUUGCGGGAGUUGGAUUUUUAUUGUUGGUUUCACCUUUACAAAUGAUUUUGGCUAAAAUAACCAUGAAAAUUAAAAUGAAAACAUUAGCUAAAUCCGAUGAAAGAAUUCGUUUAUUACAAGAAAUCUUAUCGACGAUUCAAAUCAUAAAAAUUUAUACUUGGGAGAAAUAUUUCAAAAAAUUAGUGGAUUCCAUUAGAAAAAGCGAAAUUGGUAAAAUCAAAGUAACUUAUUACGUGAAAAUGAUAGCUUUAACAGUUGGUGGAAUGAGCACAAAAAUUUCUUUUUACAUCUGCAUGAUUACAUAUAUUUACCUCAAUGACAGUAUAACCGCAGAAAAAGCUUUCGUAAUACAAAGUUGUUACUCAACAGUACAACACAUCAUCACAGUAACCGUACCAAUUGGAAUUUCCCAAAUCGCCGAAGUAAAAUCAUCGAUUAAACGCAUUAAAAGUUUAUUAUUAGCGAAAGAAACCGUCCAAACCAAAAAAAUCAUCACCGAUAAACCCGAAGUAAUCGCUAAAAAUGUUACGGCUGAAAUUUUACCUGAAAAACCUGUUUUGAAGGAUGUUAAUUUAAAUUUAAAGAGAGGUAUUCAUGCUGUGACUGGAGAGGUUGGUUGUGGAAAAUCAACUUUAUUAAAAAUGGUUUUGAAUGACUUAACGAUAACUGAUGGGCAAUUAGAAGUAAACGGCACCGUUUCGUAUGCUUCGCAAGAUCCUUGGCUGUUUCCAGGAACUAUAAAACAAAACGUUUUAUUUGGACAACCAUUCAAUGAAAAACGAUAUAAAGAAGUUUUAAGUGUUUGCGGUUUAAUUAGAGAUUUAGACAGAAUGAAACGCGGUGAUAGAACUUUAGUAAGCGAUCGAGGUUUAAAUUUAAGUAAAGGUCAACAAGCUAGAGUUAAUUUAGCUAGAGCAAUCUAUAAAGAUGCUAACAUUUAUCUUUUGGAUAGUCCUUUAUCUGCUUUAGACGCAAACGUUAGUAAACACGUUUUCCAAAGUUGUUUAAAAUCAUUUCUUAAGGACAAAUUAGUUAUUAUUAUAAUGCAUCAAGUGCAAUUUUUAAAAGAAGUUGAUUCCAUUUCUGUUAUGGAAGAUGGAACUAUUAAACAUCAAGGAACUUUCUCUGAAUUAGAUAAGAAAGGUGUUGAAUUAGGAAGCGAUUUUGUUGAGGAUGGUGCUAAAGAUGAAAACUUUGAAGUUGUUGAACCGCAAUAUGAUGAUUCCGAUGAUUCUGAAACAACAAAAUUACUUACACAAUCAGCUAUGAGUGUUGGUGCACCCUCUAAAUUGUAUGCUGAACAUAAACAAGAAGGAAAAGUUGCUUGGAAAGUUUAUAAAAAAAUGUUUUCUUAUGCCGGGGGGUGGAAAAGUAUUCCAUUCUUUCUCAUAAUUUGUGUUUGUGGACAAAUAUUUUCAAGUGGUUUUGAAUAUUUCUUAUCAUAUUGGAUUAACAUCGAAGAAGGCAUAACAGUUAUGAAAAAUAACGGAACAACAAAUACAACAGAAUUCUUUAUUUUGGAAAAGAAAAAGGCUUUGGUUCCAAUUAUGUACUCGGCAAUUUUAGGAAUUGCAACAUUAUUAAAUUUUGUUGGUGCUAUUAUAAUGUUUAUAAUGUGUGGUGCCGCGAAUAACAAAUUACACAAAAAAUCAUUUUGGAAAAUCUUAAAAGCACCAAUGUCAUUUUUUGACCAAAAUCUUUCCGGAAAUAUUCUUAAUCGAUUUUCUAAAGAUGUUUCAAUUGCAGAUGAAGUUAUACCAUUCUUAUUUUAUCAAAUUAUUAGAAUUGGAUUUGUGUUGUUAGGAGUUAUUGCUUUAAUGACAAUAGUUAAAAGAGAAUUCUUACUCGUAUCAAUAGUCUUUAUGAUCGCACUUUAUAUUUGUAGAUGCCUUUAUUUGCCAACAAGUAGAAGUUUGAAGAGGUUGGAUGGAACAACAAGAGCUCCCGUAAUCGGCCACCUAAACGCAUCUCUUGAGGGUUUAAUAACAAUAAGAGCAAGUGGAGCACAACCAAUUUUAACCGAUCAAUUCGAUAGUCAUCAAGAUUUACACAGUUCAUCAGCUUACAUGUACAUGUCAACAAACAGAGCUUUCGCUUUUUAUUUAGAUAUGUUAUGCGUCUGUUAUUCAACGAUAAUCAUGUUGACACUCGUUAUUUUCGCUGGAACUAAUGCAGGUAAAGUUGGUUUAGCUGUUACCUUAUCGUACGGUUUGAGUCAACUUCUCCAAUAUGGAAUUCGUCAAUGGGCCGAAUUGGAGAAUCAAAUGACGUCUGUCGAAAGAAUUUUAGAAUAUUCCGAAGUGAAAGAAGAAGAUGAUUCCGGCGAUAAACCGGAUCAUUGGCCAUCGAAAGGAAUGAUUACUUAUAAAAAUGUUCAUUUAGUUUACCCAAAAACGAACGAGCUAAUUUUGAAAGGAAUUACAUUUAACGUUGAUCCAGGUCAAAAAAUUGGAAUUAUCGGCCGAACUGGAGCCGGAAAAACUUCUAUCAUUUCAGCUUUAUUCAGAUUAUAUUCGAUUGAAAACGGAAUUAUAAACAUCGAUAACAAGAAUGUACACAAUUUAGCUUUGAAAUACGUAAGAUCAAGGAUGUCAAUUAUCCCACAAAAUCCAGUUAUAUUUUCGGGAACUUUAAGAAGCAAUUUAGAUCCUUACGAAGAAUACACAGACGCUGAAAUUUGGAAAGCCUUAGGAGAAGUUAAAUUAAAAGGGGUCGACUUGGAUGAUAAGAUAAACGAUGGAGGAAGUAAUUUUAGUGCAGGGCAAAAACAAUUAAUUUGUUUGGCAAGGGCUAUUUUGAAAAAUAAUAAGAUAAUCGUUUUGGAUGAAGCCACCGCUAACAUCGACCCACAAACGGAUGUACUCAUUCAAGAAACGAUCAAAAGGAUUUUCGCCGAUUGUACGAUUCUAAUGAUUGCUCAUCGCCUUAACACAGUUUUAACUGCUGAUAAAGUAAUGGUCGUUAAUAGUGGAGUAAUAGUUGAAUUUGAUACUCCAAGCGAAUUAUUAAAGAAUCCUAAUAGUAGCUUUUAUCAAUUGGUUUCGCAAGCUGGGUUAUUAAAAUCUUAAAUUAAUUUAAUUCUUCAGUGAAGAAUUAGAAAUGAACAAAAAAUUUUAAUUUGUUUUAUUAAA